GCACCAGCUACAGCUCAGGGGCGACGAUGCUUGGACAGAAGAAACGAGGAAGUCGUUUGGAUCGUUUGAAAUUCAACCAGCUUCUGCUAUGACAGCCUCCACACAAGCUUAAAGCAGCGCGAUCCUCGAAGUGAGAGUUGGGAUGAACUCGCACAGUGAGUCGAGUGAAUCGAGCCGGCGAGCGCAUUCGGAAGAGUGAUGGACGCAUCCCGAGUACCGCAGGUGACCAUCACCCCGGAUGGGGGCGGCUUCUCGCGGGAGAUGAAGCAGGAGGACUGGGAGGAAGGCGAAGCGGUGGACGGCAAGCUGUGUAGGAAGCUUUCCACCUCCUCCGUCUCCUCCACCGGCUCCUCUGCAGUGGAAUCGGAGGAUGACCUGCUUAGCGACAACGAGAAUAAAAGUAAAGGCAUCAUCACUUUGGAGCCCCUGGUUGACACUGGAGAGAGCAAGCCAUGGUGGAAGUUGAAGACCAUCGUCCAGUGGCCCUUUAGCGCUGCCCAUAGAAGAAAGCUGAACUGGGUGCAGUUGGCUGGUCAUAAAGGGAACUUCAAAGCGGCGGAUGAGGGCAGCAUUUUGAAGAAGUAUUCUGAAAAUGAGGUUCGGUGCUUUGAGAGGUUGAAAAGUGACACGCUGCUAGCGUUCGUACCCGCUUACCACGGCGUGGUGGAAAAAGACGGAGAGUCUUUCAUCCACAUGGCUGACCUGCUGGCAACCUUUGACCUUCCAAAUGUCAUGGACUGCAAGAUGGGAGUGAGAACCUACUUGGAGGAAGAACUGGUUCGAGCACGGGAGCGGCCCAAGUUGAGGGCGGACCUGUAUAAGAAGAUGGUGGAGGUGGACUGCCAAGGCCCGACCGCACAGGAACAUUCUCAAUGUGGCGUCACCAAACCUCGCUACAUGCAGUGGAGGGAAAGCCUGAGCUCCAGCAACACUAUGGGCUUCAGGAUAGACGGCAUCAAGAAAAGUGACGGGACAUGUCGGACCGAUUUCAAGAAAACCAGGUCGGAGCAAGAUGUCAUCGAAGCGUUCAAGGACUUUGUCGGCGGCAACGUCAACGUUAUAAAGUCAUACCUGAGCAGACUGACGGAGAUCCAACAGGCUUUGAAAAGAUCGGAAUUCUUCAAGCAACAUGAGGUCAUCGGCAGUUCUCUGCUUUUUAUCCACGACCACACGGGCAACGCUCAGGUGUGGCUCAUUGACUUUGGCAAGACCACCCAGUUGCCGGAGGGCCAAGUGUUGAAGCACGACGUUCCCUGGCGAGAGGGUAACAGAGAGGACGGAUACCUUUUGGGCCUUCAGAACCUCAUCGGCAUCCUGGAGGCUGUGAGCAGUGAAUGAGUCUGACUUGGACUGUGGGACAUGCAAGUAGAGGAAAGGUCAACUGGCUGAAAAUGAGCUAUGGAAGUAGAAUAUGGUUGUUUUUUUUUAUGUGGAAGUGAGCAGGUGUGCACACUGUGUGGACAAAACUAACAUCGUGUUGAAAGUACAUAUCCAAAGGGAAGAAGAAGAAAAAUUCAGAUUCAGUUGAUGUCAAUUGCCGCGGAGGAUACAGAGAAGUUGUCAGUGAGUAAACAAACUGACAGUUUCAGUUCAGCCUUCAUAACAUUAUGUAAACAUUUGCUAUUAGUUAGAAAAUGGAAAGAGAUCAUCUUCUAAUUUUUCGAAUGUAAUAGUAACUUGACAUUAUGAACAAGACCUCAGUCAGUCACAUGACCUCAACACUUUUUACAGACCUGUACAGUCUUAGCCAAAUGCUUACAUUUUGCAGCUAUAGAAUUUUUAAUGAAUAUUUUUAGAGUUCCAUUAUAUACUGAAAACUUUGAUUGGAAUGCACAGCAAGUUCUGUUGAGCCUUGUUGUUAAUAAGUUGGACACGUUUUUGAUGGAUCUAGAAAUACUUUUAAGUCAUUAGCAAAGUGAACCAACCGCAUAUACAAUUUAAAGCCGCAGUUAGUAAAAAGAGGCUGGAAAUUAUUUAGCUAGUAUGCAUGGUAACCACGUGACCGGGAGACUUAAUGUAAACAAACGUUACGUCACUCGACGUCAUUCUUCAAAGUUCAUGUGAACAUCACUACUUAUUUUAACUUCAAUUGCCCUCUCCAAAUAUUUGAACGUCACGCAGGCGCUCACUAUAAUUUACUGACAAACACGCUAGUCCAUAAAAUCCAAAUUAUUGCAGCAACCCUUCUAAUAAUUUGAUAGGUUGACAAAUACCAAAGUCUCCCAGACAUUUAAACAAUACCCGGAUGUUAUUGUGGCACUCACCCGACGAGUCUUCUGCGGUGCUGUAAUGCAAGCAAAAAAGUUUAAUGCGAAAAGUUGUUGCCUCGUGGUUCGUCCAUGAAAUGAAAAGGAGCAUGUCCCAGAUUAAACUUUUGCAACAAGCUCCAAAAUCGUGCAAGACAUUGUUCAAUGCAAUGAAGACUAAUGAGCGUUUAAAACCGUUCAAAAACACCGCUCUGUGAAGCGAAGCCCAUUCGUAACCAAUGGGGAGCAUUUUACCGGAAAUCUCCUCCCACAUUUGCGCCCAGAAAUAAGAUGGUAAUAUUUAUUAUAGUCAUAAUAAUAAUAAAAGGUAACGGAUCUAAUCCCAGAGGAAGAACCUGACAAUUUUUUUCAAAUGUAAACUAAUCUAGUCAAAUUGUUUAUUUUAUUUUAUUUCCUUCAACACAACGCCACAAUUUGACAAAUAAUUCUGAAUAUAUUCAUUUUGGCAUAUUGAAAUGGCACAGACAAAUGUAUAUGGAACUACAGCACAGAAAGAAAUUCUGUUGAUUUUUUAUCUUUUCACAGUAAAACACUAUUGUGGCAUCUUAA
Syngnathus typhle (broad-nosed pipefish) is the source of this 2816-nucleotide messenger RNA. RefSeq names its product inositol-trisphosphate 3-kinase A (gene itpka). Gene Ontology annotation, molecular function: inositol-1,4,5-trisphosphate 3-kinase activity; inositol tetrakisphosphate kinase activity. Gene Ontology annotation, biological process: inositol phosphate biosynthetic process. Lineage: Eukaryota; Metazoa; Chordata; Actinopteri; Syngnathiformes; Syngnathidae. Gene Ontology annotation, cellular component: nucleus; cytoplasm. The record is from RefSeq and is a predicted model, not a curated record. Bases 199 to 1338 code for a protein of 379 amino acids. The transcript has 8 exons.